This is a messenger RNA of Cetraspora pellucida, 582 nucleotides long. The record is from the annotation of a GenBank genome assembly. Lineage: Eukaryota; Fungi; Glomeromycota; Glomeromycetes; Diversisporales; Gigasporaceae.
AUGUACUUUAUUCAAUGUGCAACAAUAGCAUAUAUUCGUGAUGCUAAUGCAGGAGGUAUAACGGGUAUAGUUACUUCUUUCCCAAAUGUUCUACUUGGACUUACAGGUGCACAAAUUAUCCCUGCUCAAAAUGUUACUGAAGAUUGGACAAUAGCAAGAGGACACCCAACUAAUGCAGUACCAGUUGCACCAAAUGCUAGAGGAGGUAUUCCUAUUAUUCUAGCAGGAAUACGAUCUGGACAAAGGCUUUCGUGGAUAAAAAAACAUUAUCUAACUGCUAAUAAAUAUGUAAAGAUGUUAGAAAUUGGAGCAUUAAGACAAGGCAUAUAUGAGAGUGUACCUUCAUUCUGGGCAAAAAUUCAGAAAUAUGGUGAUCAACUGGGUUAUACUCCAGCACAGAAGAAAACCCAUUUCUUAUCUGGAAUUAGACCUGAUAUUAAAGAUGAAAUUUAUAGAAUGGGCCAAACAAAACCUAUUAAUGAUAUUAUUGAUAGUUUGGCAGAACUUGAAUUACAUCAUGAAAUAUUACAACAGGCACCAUCUCAACCUCGCCAUGCACCUAUUGCUUCUGCUAUUCCAGAU